This is a messenger RNA of Gossypium raimondii (Peruvian cotton), 1128 nucleotides long. RefSeq lists its product as uncharacterized. The coding region runs from base 400 to 1128 and encodes 242 amino acids. The record is from RefSeq and is a predicted model, not a curated record. Lineage: Eukaryota; Viridiplantae; Streptophyta; Magnoliopsida; Malvales; Malvaceae. The transcript has a single exon.
UUUCAACCCUUUUUUUUUUAAUUUAUGUUUUAAAAAAUUAACUUACUAAAUUUAAAUAUUUAUUAAUUUCAAGCUGGGUUAGAUUUUUUAAUUUAAAAUAGAGAAUAAUAAAUAAAUGAAAUCUGAUAAUGCAAAUAUCCAGCCUUAUCCUAUCCUAUUCGACGGUCCUUAAUAUUUCUACAUUUGUUUAUAUUUUAAAAAUUUAACUAAGAACUUAUCCAUAAAUAAGGAUUUGAGUUUGAGUAGGAUUAUAAUGUAAUAUGUAAACAUGCAAUUUACCUAUUUGGUGUAGAAUUGUAGAAGAAAUAGGAAAAAUUAAGCCCCUAUAAAAAACUAAUCCCAUAACUUUAUAUCAUUUGUAUUCACUCUCAACAUCAAAAAGGUUGCAAGAUAGUAGCAAUGGCGGCUUCCAUUUGCCGUAUCAAGCUAAGGGAAGUAACCAAUAAUCUUGAAGUACAACAACGUUAUAGUCAUAUCCCAUAUGACUUUUUCAACAUAGUUGUGGGGAUUCGUUUUGUUUCAUCUCUUAAUAGGGAAACAAUGUUAGGAAGUUUCAAUGAGUCCGUCACAUAUUGUCGGGACACCAUUUUAUCUGACAAAGACGGCCCCAACAUCCUACUCUCCUUGUUAGAAAGAACGGGUGCACCUCUAGGCUACAUUCGGACCUUCAUCAUUCCUGGUAUCUUGUCUUAUGCACGGCAGUUACAUAGUAACCCCCUUAACUUUGCACGUAAACUCAUUUCCUUCGAAGUGGAAGUAAUCAUCAAGGUGUCGGUUGAUAAUUUUGAUGAUGAGGCCGAUGAGCCGAAUGGCAACGACGAUGGUGAUGGUGAUGAUGAGGACACGUUGAAUUUCAAGCCUGCUACAUGUUUGUCAGUUCAAGCUUUGAGAAGGUAUAAAUGGGGUGAUGAUGAAGAACAAGAUUGCCUGCCUUUGAAGAAGAGGAGGAGAUUACGUGAGGGUUUGAACUCAGCGAACAAAGAAUGUGCUAUCUGCCUCGAUGAGUUCUCGGAGGGUGACGAGGUUGCCUCGAUGCCAUGCACACAUGUGUUCCAUGAUGGUUGCAUCAUUAAGUGGUUGAAGACCAAUCACCUGUGCCCGUUGUGCCGGUUCCAGAUGCCAACUUGA